Messenger RNA from Aplosporella prunicola CBS 121167, 2248 nucleotides. RefSeq lists its product as uncharacterized. Gene Ontology annotation, molecular function: ATP binding; ATP hydrolysis activity. Bases 21 to 2195 code for a protein of 724 amino acids. The record is from RefSeq and is a predicted model, not a curated record. NCBI's taxonomy places the organism in Eukaryota, Fungi, Ascomycota, Dothideomycetes, Botryosphaeriales, Aplosporellaceae. Gene Ontology annotation, cellular component: mitochondrion; cytoplasm. The transcript has 2 exons.
UGUAUGUCCGAAGAUACUCGAUGGCCACACAAGGUGCACGAGGUGUAACAAUAACCAAUCCGCUCGUUCUAUAUCGAGCUCUUCUGGCAACAAAUCGUAUCAGACCUGAUCCGGCGCAGCAUCGGCUAGCAAUUCAUUUACAAAAACUAUACGACUCACUCAAAGAUUAUGAACCGACCACAGAGUAUAGUCAUCGGCUACAACAGAUUAGCCGCGCGGUUGGCCAGGACCGUGCCAAGAGCUUGGAUAGUGGAUCUAUCUGGUCUUCCGUUUUGUCUCGAAAAGAGAAGAAUAACCUAGCUUUGACGCGAGUAUUUACAAGCCAUGAAGAAGCGCUGCAUCUGGAUUCACCGAAAGGCUUGUUGCUCCACGGCGAGGUUGGCACCGGGAAGUCGCUUCUCAUUGAUCUCUUCGCUGAAAGCCUCCCGAAUCGAAAAAAGAAACGGGUUCAUUUCUCCAUCUUCAUGUUGGAGGUGUUAGCGCAGUUGGAGCAGCUAAGGCGAAGACGGAGCGUUGGCAAGGGACUUGACGACGAGCACUCGCUCCUGUGGCUUGCCCGAGACAUGAUCCAAAACUCUCCUAUCUUAUUCGUGGAUGAGUUCCAACUACCGGAUAGGGCCUCAAGCAAGAUCUUGGCAAACCUCCUGACGCCAUUUUUCCAGCUCGGCGGUGUCCUGAUUGCUACCAGCAACCGCAUGCCUGAGGAGUUGGCCAAGGCUUCUGGUGUGGAGUUUGCACCGCCGCCGUCAGCGUUAGAUUCGCUGCGGUGGAGGUUCGGGUUGAGAGGGCGUGGCAACAUGCUUGGCGGUAAAGGCGAUUUCGGUCCCUUUCUGGAAGUGCUCAAAGCAAGGUGCGAGGUGUGGGAGUUGGGGAGCGGAAGGGACUAUCGUCGGGAAAGCGAUGCUGAUGUCACUGUUUCUGCAGCGAGUGAAGCGGCCAGGGAAGCCGCAGGCGAGGCCUGCACAGCGGGUCCCGGCAUCUGGCUUCCUGACCUGGCUGAGCCCGCCCCCUCCAAAUCAAACACUCUCCCGAAGAAAUACUAUGUCAAGCCAUCCCCGACCGCGCCAGCCUCUGACCACGAGACAUGGCUGAAAAACUUCCACGAAGCCGAGCGCCAGGCUACCGGCCAAGCCCUUCCGACGCCGUGGGCACCCAGCGUUAUGCGAGUUUUUGGUCGGCAGGUGCAUGUACCCCGCCAGUCUCAAGGGGUUACUCUGUGGACUUUCAGUGAGCUCUGCAACACGCAUCAGCUCGGACCCGCCGACUACAUCACUCUGGCCUCGACAUUUCACACAUUGAUUCUUACCGAUGUCCCCGUCCUCACAUUGCUCCAAAAGAAUGAAGCCCGACGAUUCAUAACACUGCUUGACGCAUUGUAUGAGGCACGAUGUAAGCUCAUCAUCACCGCGGCCGGAGGUCCAGAUGAUAUCUUUUUCCCAGAGGCACAGCGCCCUGCCACUGAGGGUGCCGAGAAGGAGCAGGUCAAUGAGGAUGUCAUCCAUUCCGAGACCUUUGCAGAAGCAUACCAAGAUACAGUCGCACCGUUCCGCCCUAACAUCUCCAGCUACGAGGGGUCUGCAGAUGACAGGGAACCCGAGCCUGAUCUGACGCAUGCUCGACUUCAAGGAAUCCUAGCAGAGGAUGCUCUCGAGGACGAUCCACCCAACCGCGUGCGCCGCGGCAUUGCCUCAUCCAGCGAGGAGCCGCGUCAAGACAUUGGUGCCGCGCGACACGCGCCCAACUUCCAGCAGACGGGCGCCUUUACGGGCGAGGAUGAGCGCUUCGCGUACAAGCGUGCGAGGAGCAGACUGUGGGAGAUGUGCAGCAAUCGCUGGUGGGCACGCAAUGAAGAAGGAUGGUGGAGGCCUGUGGCGAAAGAAGUGCGGCGGUGGGAGAGUAGCGUUGCGGAGCGGGAGCGGGAGGCGCUCGUGAAUAGUCGGACAGAGGGCAUUGAUGCCAAGAUGGGUUCGGCGAGUGACAUAGACGAGAAGAAAGAUGAGGUGCUGUUUAGACAUGGGGCUAGUCCGUUCAGGACGCACUCUGAACCUCCUCCGAAGAUCAGCUGGGUUCAUAUAUGGGGGACUGGCGUGACUUGGGGAAAGAAAGCGGGUGCCUGGGGUGCUGGGAUCGCUGGUCUGGAGCAGAGGAAGAAAGAGAAGGAGGAAAGACAUGAGAAAGACAGCCCUUCGAAGUGAGUGAGCUUAGCAGGACGCUUGAAAUUGCUGCGUCCGAUAAUUUAUAUCUUGCG